UGUAGUAAGUCACCACUCAGCAAGCAACACAUUGCGGUUCUGUUAAAAGUCGGGGAGCUACGAACUAUCCGCCGGUAACAAAUAAAUAAGCACGGAACAGGGUUCCAUUAAAUACUCAAACUUCUAGCAGUACUUCGGAUUUAUCGCCUGGUUGUAGAUGGUGUCCGUGCCCCGGAGCAGCUAGGAGUUGCUUCCGAACACACCCUGUGAUUGUCGUUGUCGCGCAGUUCGGAGCCCUCUUUCGUCCAGCGUCCAUCCACCAAAAGCCCGAGGAACGUCGACGCUUGCCGUAAAAAUGUGGCGUAGUGCCGGUUAACUGCAGCUGCUCUAGGUGCCUCUCCGUUUGUAUUUGCAACGAAACAGCUAAUUUCUCUGGCAACGCGAUGAAAACACAAAAUGUCUGCUUGUACAUUUUACAUUCGUUAGUAACCAUCAGUACUUUAGGAUAGUGACAUGUCAGUGGUAUGGUAUACGGUGACAUAUUGUUUCUAUAAAAUGCAUUUUGCUGUUUUUCUUGCCUUCUAUCAUUCUGAUCAUGGCCAAUGUGUAUAUUCGCUUAAGAUCAUUAGUUCACGUCAUUUUAUGUUUUACGUCCAUUUGCCCGUCUGUCAUCAUUUUUCCUUGACUUCUGUUCUAAAGUAGUAGCCAUCAUACAAAUAAAAAUAAAUGCAAAUGCCGGGCCAAUUGACUAUUAGGGUUCCCACAAAGAACAUUUUGUAUAUAGGUAAGAAAGAGGAAGUGUAACUGCUUCGGGUUCUAUAGCCACACACCUCGUCCGUAAACAAAUGCAGUGCAGCUUAGCCUCUGGCUAGCUGACGUCAUGGUGAGUGACUUGCUUCUGGCACUGUGGUAAAUAUUGGCGUCUUUAAUAGCGUCAUCAUUCAGACUGUUCAAACUAUUGCUGUUGCACUCAUCUCUAUACUUCAUUUCCUAAAAAGAAGACAAACUACUGAGUUUGCCCUUUCCUUAAAAGCAAAGUUUGAAGCUGUUGAUGUUUCAUUUGAAAUAGAAUUAAACAUGUUCCUGUGUAUACCAAAGGUAACAGUGACGGUAGAGUUGAAGAUGUCUCUUCCACUGGCUGUCAUAGUAGUCCUCUCUGUGCUGGAGCUAGGCGUGAACCACGCUGGACCGGAGCUGGACCCAUACAAAACGUUGGGUGUCACCCAAGGUGCAAGCCAGGUUGAGAUUAAGAAAGUCUACAAGCGUCUCGCGAGAGAAUGGCAUCCUGACAAAAACAAAAAUCCGGGAGCUGAGGAUAUGUUUAUCAGGAUUACCAAAUCGUACGAGAUUCUAUCCAGUGAGGACAAACGUGCCAACUAUGACCGCUACGGGCAGACGGACGACACCCAGCCGUACGGCAGCCGCCACUACAGUGGUCACCGCCACGACAACUUCAACUUCGAAGAGUCCUUCUUUAACUUCCCAUUCAAUAGCAAGAGUCACCGCGACUUUUCCGACAGCAAGUACUCGCUACACUUUAACCAGUAUGUCAACGACGUGGUGCCUGACAGCUUCAGGAGACCGUACCUGAUCAAGAUCACCUCCGACUGGUGCUUCAACUGCAUCCACAUCGAGCCUGUGUGGAAAGAGGUGGUACAGGAAAUGGAGACGCUAGGUUUGGAAUCCACACGUCAUUUAGUAGCGGAGAUUCGGAGGUACAUUUUCAAAGGAUGGGUUUGGACACAACUCAUCUGUGCAGGUGUCGGGAUCGGGGUGGUGGAUGUUGGCUAUGAGAGACGGUUAGCCAAUCACCUCGGCGCUCAUCGUACGCCAUCUAUACUUGGAGUCUUAAAUGGCAAAGUGACGUUCUUCCAUUUCGCUGUAGCAAAGGAGCACCUGAGGCAGUUUGUGGAAGACCUUCUUCCACAAAGACUCGUGGAGUGGGUCAGCGACAAAAACGACCAGCAGUUCUUGAACAGUUGGCACAAACUCAACAAGCCACACGUGCUGCUGUUUGACCAAGUGCCUGUAGUUCCCUUACUUUAUAAACUGACGGCUUUUGCGUACAAGGACUACAUGCAGUUUGGCUAUGUGGACCAGGGCCUUUCAGAGACGGCCAGUCUGCAGAGACAGUUUAAUAUCAACACCUACGCCCCCACCAUGCUGGUUUUCAAAGAGAACACGGACAACCCCGCUGAUAUCAUACAGACUAAAGGAAUGAAAAAGCAGAUUAUCGACGAGUUCAUGUCAAACAACAAAUUUCUCCUCGCACCGAGGCUGGUGAAUCAGAAGCUCUUUGACGAGCUCUGUCCUGUCAAGCAGUUUCACAGACGACGGAAAUACUGCGUGCUGCUGAUGACAGGCGACGGCGAGAGCUUUUCUUCAGGCAAACAAGCGUUUCUGUCUUUCGCCUCCAGUAACACGAAGGAAGUUGUGAGAUUUGCUUAUGUUUACCAACAACUGCAGCAACCACUUUGUAACAUCCUGAUGACCAGCAAGGACAGCACACAGGGACCACUGCCACCGCAGGUGGUGAUCCUGGAGAGGCGCAAUGCUGCCGGGAAGGCCUUUUUCAAGCCAGUGACCAUUUGGAACGGCAGUGAAGAAGACAAGCAGCGCCUUGUGGAAGAGUUGGAGCGACUCCAGAAGGACCCGUCCAUUCUGAUCCAUGAUGCCAUGCUGCCUGAGCUCAACAAUGAGUUUGCAUCUAUAUUUGUUAUCCAAUGGGUCUAUGCAUUUUAUGAUUACCUCUCUGAAGUCAUCGAUGACAUUCUGCACAACAACUGGCGUGAGAUGAUGCCUUUGCUGUCCCUCAUCUUUUCUGCCUUAUUUAUCCUGUUUGGAACUGUGGUCAUCCAAGCAUUCAGUGACUCAAGUGACGAAAACUCCGCAAAACCAAAAGCAAAAGAUGGACCUAAAACAGAAAAUGGAUCGUCAGGGAGUGGUGGUGCGUCAAGUCGGCCUCCCAAGAAGAACUUUGUGGAGGUGACCGAGUUGACAGACAUCACCUACAUUAGCAACCUGGUGAGGCUGAGGCCAGGACACAUGAACAUUGUGCUCGUGAUCACAGAUGCGUCGAAGAACAUUCUGCUCAGCAAAUUUGCCAAAGAAGUCUACUCCUUCACGGGGAGCCUGACGCUGCAUUUCUCCUUCCUGAAUACGGACAAGCACAGCAAGUGGAUGUGCACGCUGUUAAACAGUGCACAGGACAGCGCGCACAUCGACGCAUGCCAUGACGACGAAGUCAGCGCCAAUAUGGACUACACCGGCUACGUGUUGGCACUCAAUGGCCACAAAAAGUACUUCUGUCUGUUUAAGCCCGUCUACACUGGGGAAGACCCGGACAGCAAGACGCCGGAGAAUGAAUCUGGCACGUUGGUGAGGCGGUCGAGGGCGGCUUCGCGUGACGAUCACCCUUUGCGCAAAUCGGCCCGCUCUCGCAGUACUUCCACCCUCCAGAUCCACCAUAAACUGGACCGCUUGGGUUUGUGGAUGGAAAGGCUCAUGGAGGGCACCUUGCCCCGUUACUACAUUCUCGCCUGGCCAGGACUCGACAAGAUAACCCCCAGUAAAUAGAUGGAAGCUGGUCGGGUGGUUGAAGACUUUAUGUUGCUGCUUUAAUGUUUGGUUUUAUGUUGCACUGUUUAUGUUACAGCAGGGGUGUCAAAACAUUUUCUUCUAAGUGCCGCAUACAGAAAAAUCAAAGGAUUGCAAGGGCCGCUUUGAAAUGUCACCUUUAAUUUAUUUAACACGCUGAAACCAAUCCAUCAGUGCAGGUCAAGAUAUGCGAAGCAAUUUUAUAAAUAUAUAAAUGUAGAAAUAAAAUCAUUGAACACGUUAUUGUUGUUAUUAUAAUAAUUAUAAUUAUUGUUGUUAUAUUUUCUAAAAUCAUCCCACUGGCCGGCACAGCUAUGGAGAGGGGGCUCUCCAAGUGUCCACUUCACGGCGCAUAUACUUGUGAUCUACUUCGAAACCAACUUUACAUUAUCCGCCUGUGGAGGUCUGCUUGCAGUUCCGCAUAAACGUACUUUGAUCUUUUGACCUCUGGACACCUCGUGGACUCUGGGAUAUGGCUGUGUCCCGAAUCACGGUGAUUCAUCUUAGUCUUUAUUUUUUUCUCAUCACAAAAACCUGGCAUUUAAAUGGGUGUGAAGAAGUUUUAUAUCCAUUGUAUGUAUUAAAAACAACAGCUUGGUGAUAAAGCAAAAAUUCAAGUUUUAUUUAAUCUUGAUAUCACAAACUUGGAGUUGGACUCGUUUUAUCUCCGCCAUAGAAUGACUUUUACAUCACCAAUGGCAGGAUUUUGUGAAGUCAUCUCGUGGCAGAAUGGCAGAGGUCAAAUUUUUGCUCAAAACUUAAAUUCAAAAAAUCGGAUGCGCAAUGGCUUGUAACUAGAAAAACUCGUUAAGUUGAGGCAUUCGUCAGUCAAGGUGUCAUUAUAUAUGUUGUAGGCCACUAAAACUAUGGAUGGUGGACCUCAAAUGUCUCCUGCGCCAUAGUUUGGACACCACUACGUUCCUGGCAUGUUGUUGUUAAUUGAUUCAACCACAUGCUGCUACUUCUGCUACCCCUGCUGCUGCAGCCUUGUGAAUAGAAACAGAAUAUUGAGACCAGGUUGGCCCUUCAGCCUUCAACGGUCAUCUUAAAUAUUCGUAACAGCACACUAUGAUUACUGUGACUAUUGAUGCAUGUUUUGUCUUCUGUUAAGAUUAUUAUUCUGGAUGCUGACUGGCUAGUGCAAUAUUGUGUACUACUGUUGUGACAUUUCUACUGAACCUCAGCAUAGUUUUUCUUUGAGAUAGAAGUACUUUUUUUAUUUUUUUCUGGAGUCCAAAUAGUUAAGAAUUUAGCCAUGUUAGUCAAUGUAGCAACCAAAACCCACAAGUAGCUUCAUGUAGCCCAAUGACAGUUAUCUUUGCCUUGACUGAGACUUGAUCACAUUUUGUAGUUCUAUUGUGGUUGUUUGUUUGUCCUUUUUUUCUGGCACUGUGAAUCUCAAGAUUUUGAAAAACGUUUGGUGUAUGUUUACAAGUUAUAGUGUAUUGUAUAGAUUUCAUUACUGUUGCACGUUCUCACAAGCGUCAGUAAACGUUUGCUUCUGUAAGUUCACCAGUUGUUUUUAUCUUUUUGUGUGGAAAAAUAAAAUAAUUUAUGGUUCUUAAA
Molecule: messenger RNA, 5103 nt
Organism: Phyllopteryx taeniolatus (common seadragon)
Lineage: Eukaryota; Metazoa; Chordata; Actinopteri; Syngnathiformes; Syngnathidae
Product: dnaJ homolog subfamily C member 16-like
Exons: 14
Coding region: 1018-3516 (832 amino acids)
Source: RefSeq, a predicted model, not a curated record